CGAAGAUGGGGACGUGGAUCUUGCGCUGCGCCGUGCAUGCGCUCCUCGUCGUCGGCCUCACGCUGCAUGCGAGCCAGGUGGACAACCGCCUCCAGGCCUACACGCGCGGCCUCGCGGAUGAGCUCUGGACGCUCUUGAGCGCGUUGCCGCCGAGCCGGUCGCACGACUACGAGCUCUACACGAUGGACGACACCAUUGCGCAAGUCCAUACCUUGCUCGACAACUACUUUUUGCUGCCGCAGGUCGCGCUUGGCCGGUUCCGCGUCGCGACUUGCGACGGCGCCGAUGAGACCAUCGACGCACUGGCCUGUCCAACACUGCGCGUGAUCGAGUCGGCCACGGGCACGGACGAGGUCGAGCGGUUCUACGACCUACAGCGCGGCAACGAGUCGUGCUGGCCCGUCGGGCUGCGCUACAACACGCACCACGACGUCUCGCGCGUCUUUUUCGACGCGCUCGUGUCGAUGGAGAUCUCGGUGCGCGUUGAAUCGCACCCGCCGUCCCGCGAAGAGGACGACGCCGACUUUGAGUUCACCAACUGGAACGUCUCAUUCGCGUACGACCUCUCGGCGCAGGGCCAGCUCCACGGGCAGAUGCGCGUGCGUCGGCUGCUCCCGAGCCUCACGCUCCGAGCGACACCGAAAGACUUAAUUCCGCGUUACGUGUUCUUUAUCGCGCUCGCUGUGCUGUACCAGCUCCUCGAGCUGGGCCACCUCGUCGCGACGCUGCCUGGCGCGACGAGCCUCGAAACCAUUGGACGCCACUUGUACUACACGGAGCCGUGGUGCCUUGUCGUGCUCUGCAUGAACCUCGCGACUGUCGCCGUCUCGAUCCAGGCGUGGCAGUACGCCGGGCACUUGGCUUACUUUGAGCAGCUCUCGCUGACGUUUGCGAUCGCGUGUGGUCUCGCGUGGGUCUCGUCGCUGCGGUAUUUGCACGCGAACGCGCGCUUCUACAUUUUGGGCCUCACGCUGCGACGGGGGCUGCCGCGCGUGCUCGAGUUUCUCAUUGGCGUUUGCCCGCUCUUUGUCGGCUACGUGCUAUUUGGCACCGUCAUGUUUGGCAGCCAAGUGCCCCGCUUUCAGGGACUCACAACGACAGCGACGACGCUCUUUGCGAUUGCCAACGGAGACGAAGUGCGCUUGACGUUCGACUCGCUCGCCGCGACGCCGUUGCUGGGCCAGAUCUACCUCUACUCGUACAUCAUGCUCUUCACGUACGUGGUGCUCAUGGUGUGCAUCGGCAUCAUCGAAGAUGCCUUCUUCUCGUCGGCCUUUCCGAGUCUUUGGAAGCAGCCUGCGACGCGGGAUGACGACAGCGCCUCAUCGCGUCUCGCCACCGACGAUUGGCUGCAGCUUCGGUCGUUGAUUCUGAACGAGACCGACCCGAGCUUGGUUGUUGCCCAAACCGCCAUUUUGAAUCGCGUCCACGAACGGUUGUAUGUCGCCAAGGACGAUGGACAGUGAAAUUAUAUGAAGUACGUCGACUACCACUCGUACUGGAAGCGCUCGAGCGCUUGCUGGGCUUCGCCGAGCUCCUUCUGGACCUUGAUGCGCUUGUAAAAGAUGGGGCAGUCGCGGC
Molecule: messenger RNA, 1581 nt
Organism: Saprolegnia diclina VS20
Lineage: Eukaryota; Oomycota; Saprolegniomycetes; Saprolegniales; Saprolegniaceae
Exons: 8
Coding region: 6-1466 (486 amino acids)
Cellular component (GO): membrane
Molecular function (GO): NAADP-sensitive calcium-release channel activity
Source: RefSeq, a predicted model, not a curated record